AAAACUUUUUGUACAAAUGGCUACUCCUUCAGCAACAUCCACCAAAGAGACAACAAAUUAUGCGCGAAUCUGCCUUCUUCUUGUGGAUUUUGGUACCUCAGCUCUAAGAGACACAUUUGACAGAAUCCACCCUUCAAGCAACCUUUCUUCAGUCCUGGCAACAAAUAGAGCUAAACUUCUCAAGGUAACAAAUUCUUCGCAGAAGAAAAAAUUGUACCCAGCCUUUGCUCCAGGAUCAACCACGGCACCAACUGUAUCAUCAAUGGAUUUUGACACAACCCUUUUGACUGUUCUUCUGAGAAACAUUUGUGGUUUAAGUCCUCCUCCAUCAACCAGAAACUGGGAUAAACCUCCCUUACCAUCAGAUAUAAGUCUUGAGGCUGAUAUUGUCCGAAUAAAGUCUUUUAGAAACGAAGUGUUUGCUCAUGCAGCCAAGGCUUCUGUUGAUGAUACAAAAUUCCAUAACAUCUGGACCGACAUCGAGGACGCAAUUGUGAGACUCGGCGGAAAGAAGACUGAAAUCGGUGCCUUGAAGACUGAAUGUAUGGAUCCAGCUGUUGUACAAGAGUAUAAAGAUCAAGUGGGGCAGAUGAUCAAGGAUGAGGAAGAUGUUAGGGAAAAAAUCGAAAACCUUGAAAAGAAGACAGAAGAUCAAGUGGGGCAGAUGAUCAAGGAUGAGGAAGAUGUUAGGGAAAAAAUCGAAAACCUUGAAAAGAAGACAGAAGACAAAUUUGAUGAGAUGGGCAAGAAGUUGCAUGAGGAAAUCGAUGGAGUUAACGAAAGGCUGGAAGGGUUGCAUGAGAUGUUGGAUGCAGGAAGAGAGAAAGGAAAUAAGCUGGAAAGUGAGGUGCCUAGAGCGCCAGUCGAUGUGCACGGCCAUACGAUGGAGGUCCAGAGGAUUAUAAAUAUCCUCACAGAUCAUAGCACCAAAGACGUGGCGGUGGUCUUAGUAAGCGGAAUACCAGGAAUUGGGAAGUCAACCGUUUCCAUUCAAGCCGGUCAUAAGCUAAAAGACCAUUUCGGUAGAAUCGUCAAGUUUUGCUCUUUAAGAGACAUGUAUCCAACUAAAAAUGGGCGUAACACCAAGGAUGAUGAAGGAGAAAGGGUGUUGAGGGAGAUUUUAAACAAGUGCCAACCAGGUCAUCAAGCGGCUCAUGAAAAUCCCAAACAUGUUUUCACCGGACCAGUUUUAAAUGUUAUGAAGGUCGCAAUAAAUCCUUUGAGUGAAGAGGAUAGCAUUCAAGUCUUAAAGGGAGUUGAACGUUUGCAAAUGGUAUCUAAUGUAACAGGAGAGGAUUUAAGUAGGGUAGCAGAGCUAUGCGAGUACAUUCCGAUGGCGCUUCGUCUAGCAAGCCCACUUCUUUCCUCAGAUUCCGAGUACUCUGUUGACGAGUUAAUAGACGAUCUAGAAAAGCACCCUACACGCACACUUGAGUGUGAAGCUAUAAUGGCAAUUGCCUUUGAGAAAUUAAGCAAACCUUUGCGGCAUUCUUUAAUUCGUCUGUCUGUUUUUGGCCGAUCUUUCGAAAAAAACGCAGCAAAGGCACUACUUGGCGACAACUGCGCUGAACACUUAAUGAAGUUAAAGAAAAGAUGCUUUAUUCAAAAAAACGGAGAUCGGUAUAUCCUUCACUUGCUUAUCAGAAGUUACGCAAGAACGAUGGGAGCAGAAAAAUUUCCGGAUAUUUUGAAUCAGGGCCAACAAUCAUUUGAUGAGCACUUUCUAGCUAUGAUUUUGAGAAACGCAACGAUGUAUAUGCGCAAAGAUGAAUGAAAAACCUCGUUUCAUCUUUUUAAUGAAGAAAGGCUUAACUAUGAAUCCCUGCUUAGAGAUGUCAGUGAUGAGAAGGUAUGGAACUGUAAAGCACUGCGAGAUGCUAUAAGUGGUUGCCGGAAAGUCGCACCUUACGUAGAAUUCUGCGUUCCUGUCAAAUUGUACGAAGAUUUUCUGAACGGGCUUUUACGAUAUGUUCGAAAGCAAAAUGAAACAGUGCACGAAGUGGAAAUUUUGUGUCUCCUGUAUUAUGAAGGAAGGAAACGGGGUUGUGCGAAAAUGCAUGCAGAAGGCUUGAUGGACAUAGCUUCUAACCUAUUCGAAGAAAAUAGGCCAGCUUUCGAAAAAAGCGUCCCGUCAGAGGUGUUUUAUCGCCACCAUUACGGCAGAUAUCUAAUACAGGAUUGCGAGCAAAGAGAUGACGCAGAAGUUUGUUUCAAAGAAGCACUACGUAUUUGCGAAUCGUAUGAAAAAGAAACGUCUGAGUUGAUAUCUGACAAGGUGGCCAUUCUUGAACAAAUGGGACAUAUUGCAAAAAACCAAGGAAGAAAGGAUGAGGCACUUCAAUGCUAUUCGCAAUCUCUGGAGUUUCACCAAGCCCAUCAUGGAGAUCAUAUUCUGACUGCAUUCACCCAUAAAAUUAUAGCAGCUCAUUAUCAGUCCGUUAAGGAUCUACCUUCGGCAGAGGAAAACUACAUGAAAGCCAUUGACAUUAUGAAACGUUUGGAUAGAGCAGAGCACAAAGAGGCAAUACCCACGUACCUUAAACUGGGAAUCUGCUUCCAAAUGAGAAAAAUGUUUGACGAAUCUCGGAAAACGUUCGAGAAAGGAAAUGAGGUUGCUGACAACACUAUCGAAGGAAACCACAAAUAUAAGGUUUGGAUUAAAACGCGCUUGGCGUUGCUUCUUCACUCAGAAUACCCAGACGACGUUGCUGAGGCUGUCAGAAUUGCCAAGGUUGUCCUUGAAAUGCGACGACAACUUGGAAUGGAAGAGGACUGGACAAAGGAAUUACUUGAAAAAAUUUGUCAGACACAAAAAUGUUAGUUUCGAUGUGUGAAAAGCGUGUAGAACUUUUUACAGAAGUAUAUAAUUUUUCCAACACCAACCGCUUGGGUAAACGUUGACUGAAAAUUUUCUUUACCUUGGAUAUCACUACACAUGUAACCAUCAUCAACUUUUUUCCUUUUUGAGUAUUGGAUGUCGACAUCAUUUUAGCCGUGGGUUGUGUAAACAACGCGGGAACUGUUUCAGAUAUUCUUAGUUCAAGGUCAUUCUUGAUCUUGCUUAUUUUUAUUUGUAUCUCGAUAGGAGUAUUCUCUCAACUGUUGGUGUAUUUUUGAGCCAAUCUCCCACAUUAAACUACCUCAACUCUUGGAGGUGAGUGUAAGAAACUUUGGUUGGUACGACAUUUCCCUUCUUCAGGGAUUCUAGUCAGCCUCAUUCCCAGUCUCUACCCUUCUCCUAUUCUCUCUUGCUCUCAGGAGAGGUCAGAAGAGAAGUCCUGGUAACGAUUUUUGUUUGAGGCAACAACUUUUGAUAUUGUUUGUGACAAUGGAGGCGCGGAUUCAGUUUUUUGUGGCAAGUUAUACCUUACUAUCAAACCAGAUGUGUAUGUUGUUUUAUAGCUUGUAGAUCAAAUAAAGGUUUUGUACUAAGACAC
Molecule: messenger RNA, 3437 nt
Organism: Stylophora pistillata
Lineage: Eukaryota; Metazoa; Cnidaria; Anthozoa; Scleractinia; Pocilloporidae
Molecular function (GO): ADP binding; protein binding
Source: RefSeq, a predicted model, not a curated record